This is a messenger RNA of Pseudocercospora fijiensis CIRAD86, 2055 nucleotides long. RefSeq lists its product as uncharacterized. The record is from RefSeq and is a predicted model, not a curated record. Gene Ontology annotation, cellular component: plasma membrane. The transcript has 11 exons. Gene Ontology annotation, biological process: adenylate cyclase-activating G protein-coupled receptor signaling pathway. Bases 1 to 2055 code for a protein of 684 amino acids. Lineage: Eukaryota; Fungi; Ascomycota; Dothideomycetes; Mycosphaerellales; Mycosphaerellaceae. Gene Ontology annotation, molecular function: G protein-coupled receptor activity.
AUGUCCCUCAUGUCAAAUGCAGAGCCAAUGCAGAACAAGCCCAUCCUGGCGUUUCACAACUACUUGGGGGCAAACAUCACGCAGACCGCGGAACACAACCAACCAGAACGCUCGCGACUUAAGCAUGUAGCUGCACUUCGCAUUCCAACCUCGCUGGCACGUACACUCUGGGCUGACUUCCCGACCCGAGCUGCACGCCUACAUCUCACACAUAUGCAGUCCCCGAGUCUCGACGAGCAUGUGCUCACGUUCAAGAUGCUGCGCCCUGGAUCAGCGGAUACACAGUCGCCGUUACCAGACGAUGUUCGCGCUGGAAUCGUAGCAAUUUCCGCUGCAGCCAUCGUCUCCGCCGUCUCGUCAUCUGGCCUUCUUGCAUAUCUGGGCUACAGAGUCCUCACCUGGAAGCAUCGCUCAUAUGCUCGCAUCAACCAAUACGUGGCACUGCUCCUCAAUCUCGUGCUGUCCGAUGUACAGCAAGCCGUCGGAUUCAGUCUCGGCACUCAGUGGCUGCGAAAAGAUGGCAUCUUUGCUCAGACUCCGACCUGCUGGGCGCAGGGCUGGCUUCUGAACGCUGGCGAUGUGGGCAUCGCUCUCUUCACACUCGCACUGGCGGUCCAUCUAUUCGCCGAUGUGGUCUUCGACAAGCGAUUGUCCUAUGCCCCAUUCCUGUUCAUGAUCGUCAGCCUCUGGACCUUCGCCUAUUUCCUUUCCACCAUUGGAGUCGUCAUCCACCCUCGGGAUUUCUACAUGAGAGCAGGAGUCUGGUGCUGGAUCAACGAGAAAUACCUCAUGGACCGACUUUGGAUCCACUACAUCUGGCUCAUCCUGACUCAAGCCACUGUAAUCAUCGUUUACACCCUCAUGUUUGCUAUUCUCUGGCGCAGAGUCAGGUCAUUCUUCUACUCGACCCCGGACACGCGAAUGCGAGCAGAAUCAGCCGCCCGAAGCAUCAUCAUGUACCCCAUUGCAUACGUCGCAUGCACUUUACCUGCCGUCAUUGCGCGACUGAAGAUAAUGGCUGGAGGAGACGUUGGGUACGCUGAGCUGACCGUUGCCGGAUUCCUGCUGGCUUCAAACGGCUGGAUCGACGUGCUGCUCUAUACCGUGAGUCGUCGAACGCUCAUCUUCGGACCUGCCAUCACUAAAGAGCAAGUCGGAGGCCUGGACACCUUCACGAUCUGGAACGAGCCUGAGAUGCUGCCUGGAAAGAUGGAAUUGUUCAGUCGAAGCCGUGACAGCACUGCAGACAUGGACCUGCCCCGUGCGACAUCGGACAGUGGACAGCGUCUGUCAGAAGUUGAAGCCAAUGCCGGUUUUGGAAGGCAGACUAGCUCCGCAGUACCAGUCAACGCGGCUCACGACGACAGAGACUCGAUAUUACCCGUCAGACGCGUAUCGAUUCUCUCCGAAGACGGGAGACUGAAGGCAUGUCGAAGCUUUGCUGAAUUCGAGAGGAACUGUCCAACCUUGCAGAAAUUGGAAGAGGACACAAUCUUCGUCAGCGGAGUCAGGAAACAAGAUCUCGCAAGUGAAUUUGCGUUCAUCUUCUCAGCCAUACAGCGCGGUUUGAUCAAUUCCAUCCGGAUGCCAAAUACGCCAUAUCCAACUAAGGCAUCGCCAAGUCGCCCGCCCAUACGGUACAAGACGCCGAUGAGCAUCUACCCACAUACACACACCGGGACACACCAAAACCCUCCGGUCGCCACCAUCGCCUUAUGCAUGGUGUUCAACCGCCGUGGACUUGAUCGGGAUCUUGCAAGUCGGUCACGAAUCGAGACUUUGGUGGUUCCGCAACGUCAAGAAACCACACGAGACGCUGCUCAAUCUCCUGAUCGAUCGCAUAGGGAGCAGCAAGAAGCUACGGAGUACUUCCAUUAUAAUCACUUCCAAGUUCUCACUUCAAUAAUCAAUCCCAUACCAAAAUUCGCCUUGCCACUCCCACAUAUAAUCUAUUCCAACAACAAAUCUUUCUUCUUCUUCUCAUCAACCCUACUUUUUAGGCAGAAGUUCGGGUAUGCAUGCAUAUUUAUCCAGAUCUCGCGUGUGGAAAAAUAA